This is a messenger RNA of Colius striatus (speckled mousebird), 4326 nucleotides long. It is a transcript of the gene LBR, whose product is annotated as lamin B receptor. Gene Ontology annotation, cellular component: nuclear inner membrane. The transcript has 14 exons. Gene Ontology annotation, biological process: sterol biosynthetic process. The record is from RefSeq and is a predicted model, not a curated record. Gene Ontology annotation, molecular function: oxidoreductase activity, acting on the CH-CH group of donors, NAD or NADP as acceptor. NCBI's taxonomy places the organism in Eukaryota, Metazoa, Chordata, Aves, Coliiformes, Coliidae. Bases 181 to 2004 code for a protein of 607 amino acids.
GGCGGGAAGAGGCGGGGCGAGGGGGCGGGCCGGCUAACCGACCGUUGCGCGGCCGUAAGAGUCGCUGAGGCAGGCCGCUCUUUUCAGGGGAGAGCGCCGCGAACGGGCCCGGUUCCCGCCGCUCCGCCGAAGCGCCUCCUGCCCGGCCGCGGGGGGUGCGCCAGGGAUUCCUUUUGGAAAAUGCCAAGCCGGAGGUUUGCUGAUGGUGAGGUGGUGAUGGGCCGUUGGCCGGGAAGUGUCCUGUAUUAUGAAGUGCAAGUGACCAGUUAUGAUGAUGUUUCUCAUCUUUAUACUGUUAAGUACAAAGAUGGGACUGAACUUGCAUUGAAAGAAAGCGAUAUAAGGUCACAAUCAUCAUUCAAGCCCAGGAAGAGCCAAUCCUCUUCAAGUUCUCCCUCCAGAAGAAGUAGUAGCAGAUCUCGAUCUAGAUCUCCUGGUCGGCCCGCAAAAGGCAGACGACGUUCAUCUUCCCAGAGCAGAGAACAUAAAGAUGACAAAAAGAAAACCAUUCAGGAGACAAACUUAGCUCUACUGAAACCAAGUGAAAAUAACACCAGCAGGUACAAUGGAGAACCUGAGAGUACAGAGAAAAAUGACAUGUCCUGCAUAACCUCAGAGCAAAAGUUGAAACCAGACAUGCAAUUGGAGCGUGUGCUUGAGCAGUACACCUUGCGUUCAAGAAAAGAAGAAAAGAAAAAAGAAGAGAUAUAUUCAGAGAAGAAGAUUUUUGAGACAAAAACGAUUGAGAAAGUGCCGUCAAAAACAAAGGAUUUGGAGUUUGGUGGAAGAAUUGGGACCUUCACGCUGAUAUUUUUCUUGCCUGCUACUGUAUUCUACUUGCUGUUGAUGUGCAAACAAGAUGACCCCAGUCUUAUGAACUUCCCCCCUCCUCUCCCAGCACUUGAAAGUCUUUGGGAGGCCAGGGUGUUUGGCGUUUUUCUUCUGUGGUUUUUCCUUCAAGCCUUGUUUUACUUACUGCCAGUGGGAAAGGUUGUCGAGGGCCUGCCCCUUUCAAAUGGAAGGAAACUGCAGUACCGGAUAAAUGGAUUUUAUGCUUUUAUUUUGACUGCUGCAGCUGUUGGAACUUUAUUAUACUUUCAGUUUGAGCUUCAUUAUUUGUACGAUCACUUCAUGCAGUUUGCAGUGUCAGCUGCAAUUUUUUCUAUGGGCUUGAGCAUUUACCUGUAUAUUCGGUCCCUGAAAGCACCUGAAGAAGAAAUAGCACCAGGUGGAAAUUCUGGGUAUCUUAUUUAUGAUUUUUUUGCUGGACAUGAAUUAAACCCCCGUAUUGGCAGUUUUGACCUUAAAUACUUCUGUGAAUUGCGUCCAGGAUUAAUGGGCUGGGUGGUUAUAAACUUGGCAAUGCUCUUGGCCGAAAUGAAGAUACACAAUCAGAGUAUGCCAUCUCUGUCAAUGGUACUUGUGAACAGCUUUCAGCUUCUCUAUGUGGUGGAUGCUCUUUGGAAUGAGGAAGCUGUUUUAACUACAAUGGAUAUUACCCAUGAUGGCUUUGGAUUCAUGCUGGCAUUUGGAGAUUUGGUGUGGGUUCCAUUUGUCUACAGCCUGCAGGCCUUCUAUUUAGUUGGUCAUCCUACUGCAAUUUCUUGGCCUGUUGCUGCUGCAAUUACUAUCCUGAACUGUGUUGGGUAUUACAUAUUCCGUAGUGCGAAUUCGCAGAAAAACAAUUUCCGAAGGAAUCCAUCAGAUCCCAAGUUGGCCUAUCUAAAAUUUAUACCCACGGCAACUGGAAAAGGGCUUCUUGUCACGGGUUGGUGGGGUUUCGUUCGUCACCCUAAUUAUCUUGGUGAUAUCAUCAUGGCUCUAGCGUGGUCCCUACCCUGUGGUUUUAAUCACAUUUUACCAUAUUUCUACGUGAUCUAUUUCAUCUGUCUGCUUGUUCAUCGAGAAGCUCGUGAUGAGCAUCAUUGUAAGCAAAAAUAUGGCUUGGCAUGGGAAAGGUAUUGUCAGCGUGUGCCGUACCGCAUAUUUCCUUACAUCUACUAGAGCACUCCGGACUUGCAAAUUCCUUCAAAAGUUAGUUUCUCUGCAAAUAAAAGUAUACCUCUUACCUUUGCACUUGGUCUAUUUGUAAUUUAGGCUUUUUAAAAAUCAAAACAGCGACCAAACAGUGGAGUGCAUCAGCAGGUAUUUAAAAGUAACCUUGAAUACAUGAGUUAUGGGAACUGACUGUCUGACUUCAGUGUUUUCAAAAUUGUGAAUUUUAAAAAGUCUGAGCACCCUAAUUUCUCAAGUUAAAAGUUUUAUCUAGAAUUCUGAGUUUACAUUUUCUAUUGCAUUUUAAUUAAGCACUGUGAUGUAAAGUAUUUUAUUUUCUUAAUAACAAUAAAUACAAAAACUUCAUCCAGUUCAUAUUUUGGUGUUACUUGUACCAUCUAACUUCAGAUGCCUGAACUGGAGGAGCAGCAGGGUCUCUUUGGCCAGUGGAGCCUCAAGCAGAGGAUUUGACCCACAUGAGAGGCCUGUGCCACUGGCUGUGCUGCCCUGCAGCCCUGGGCCCAUAGCUGGCACAGCUCAGCUGGGUGGUUGUCCCCUUCCUGGCUUCUCAUUAAUGGGAUUUUUUUUUGGUCAGGGAGACUCAGAGGUCCCUCCUGCCCUGUGUAUGCAGGAGAGAUAAAGGGAUAGGAUUGGGAGGAGAGGUUGAUGAGGCACGACUGUCCCCUUCUAUCUUAUUCCUGUAUUCUUGAGGCAGUCAGAGCAUGGACAAAGGGGGACUCAGAGCUGCUGACCUGAGAGAGAGAAGCCAUGCUUCUGCCUCAGACUUCUAAAAGUAGGUGAGAAAAACACUUGUUCUGGCUGUGGCCAGAGCUGUGGAAGCAACUAGUGAAUCCUUAUGUCCUGCAUCUAAGUACUGAACACAGGGUAGCAAAAGGUGCAGCACGUGUGUAUUUGGCAGGAAAAGAGUAAAAUGACCACAGUUGGCUUCUGAUUUGUAAAUUAUGUCUUAAUGUACCAUAGCAUUUACCGAGCAUGUAUAAUAAAGCCUCCAUGUUUUUGCUGUACAGUGUUUGGAUUUGACCAUGCAAUAGCUUCCUUAGAAACAGGAGAAACCAGUAACUAAAUCCAUUUCCAGUCAUUUUUUUAAAAAAAAAGAAAUGUUAAUUGAAUAAAGGUUUUUGUAAAUUAAUGUAUUAAUUCUUGAAACAAUUGAAGUGUUUGUUUAAAUCUUUGUAUGGACAGAUAUGCUAUGGAAAUGUAGGAAAUGCUUCUCAGUCCAAAGUUGGGGUGUUUUUGAAUUUGGCAUUGCUACCUCAUAUGUAGGUUUUGCCUUUUGUACUGUUGCAGAUAGAGAAAAUAGCUAUUUUUUUGCUAUUGCUAUUUAAACCAACAUUUUUUACAUGAGCCUGUGGUUAAAACUUGACCACUUUCUAAUAUAUUUUUGUAUAUAUUUGACUUUUUAACUACUGUAUGUGUUCUAGUCACUAGUUGUGUUCUUUGGCUAACUGGCUGUAAAUCGGAUGCCUGUGCAGUAUUUACUUCUUAAGUUAGAAGGAUUUGAUAUUUUCCUGAAAUAAUCUUGCAUUAAUUAACUAGCUUUUAUUCUGUUGUCACAACAGAGAGCUUUUCACAUGCUUCAUAUAUGAGGUUUAUAGCACAAAUAGUCAAAAAAGGCUCGUUAGAUUCUUAAAUAUAUUGCAGGUACUGUCUAUGCUCGCUUGCAGGAAGGUUCAUAAUCAGAGUGUUGCUAUUAUUCUUCAGUUAUGUUCAGUUCUUUAAAAUGUGGAUGACAUAGAAAUGACAGCACAUGAUUUUUUUCAUUGUUUUUAAUAAAAGAACCCUCUGUUUUGUACACAGGCAUUUUUUAAAGCUCAUUGUACAUUUGCAGUGUAUAUAAUGUAGCUUGAUUGUGACAGUCUCCUUUGAAAAUCUGUUUGUUUGCUGUUGUGAGGAAAAUGUUUUUAAGACAAGUAGUUGGCUUUCUGGCAGAAAAUGGCUGUGCCUGUAAUAACACGGAAGAGCAUGUACCUCUGUGAGGUAGCAGGUUAAACUGGGAUGCUGCUUUAAUGAUGGGCUAGUGGGAAAUGGAGCAGCUGGUAUCUUAAAAUGUACUGGGAGACAAGGCUUAAAAUGAAUGUGAGAGUUUAACCCUGUAAACAAGGAGAUGCUACAGCUAUCCCAGUUUUAUCUGUUGCCAUGCAAGGUUGUUGAAGUGUAAGUCAGAGCCCUUGUCUUUCAGAAACGGAGCCUGACCCACAAAAAACGUUCCACUUCAUUUACAUGCUGAGUUUUAUGUGAAUUUGAUUUUGAAGUGAUUGUUUUUAACACAAACAAGCCUAUAAACUAAAAUAAAGCUUUUGCUUAACAUUA